UGAAACGUCAAAAUAACAGCAUUACUCGUUAGAUUCCACACGUGUUUCUGAUUUGUGCUCCAAUUUAAUUAAUAUUUUCAAAGUUUCCUGCUUAAAUAUUACUUGGAUCUUUACAUUAAAUUGUCCUGAAAAUGGCCACAAGUCUCGCAGCUCAGCUGCAGCGUUUGGCAGCUCCGCAGACAUCGUUGCUUUACGACAGCCGCAAGAAGCCCUCGAUUUUGUUCGAUGCCAAUCAGGCUGCCUCCAAGGAUCGGGAAGUCAUUUAUGACAUCGGAAUCAGUGGAUUGCACGAGCUGAUUCAGUUGAAUCCUAUUUUUGCGCAAUUUGAAGAUACACUGUUCGAUAAGACGUCGAUCGAUUUGCAGCGCUCCGUGGAGAACAAGGAACUGAACCUGAAGUUGGACACCAACAUCCAGAAGUUUUUCUUCCAUGUUUCGCCUUAUUUCCUGCUGCAACCCGCUCACAAGUGUCUGGAAUGGCUGAUUCGUCGGUAUCACAUCCAUGAAUUCAACCGGGAAGAUUUUGUGCGAUUGAUUCUUCCGUACCACGAAACAUUGAUGUUCGUAAGGUGUGUUCAGAUUCUGCAAAUCCCCGGUAAAAACGAUCCGUUGUAUUGGUUGAAUGGAGUUAAGAAAAGUGGCAGUCCUCUUGCAAAAAAGGCAAUCAUUAAUCAUGCCGCUGGACAUCCAGGAUUUUUGAGGACCUAUGGGGAGUUUUUGGAACGAGCAGUGAAGGAAUUGGAUAGUAAAGCCAACGUUCUCCAGGCUAUGAUAGCCUUCUAUUGUACGAUGACGAUUGGAGUGUUGGACGCAGUUGAUUCUGUGGGCGAGAAUUUGGUUACUGCUCUCCUGCGGACCCUCAUCAAGGGCUUGAACUCAAAAGCAAUUGAUUUCACUGCCACAAGCUACAUGAUUGUCGGGCAUCUCGUUACGAAGACCAGCUUGGCAAAACAGACCCUGGAAAGUUUCCUCAAAAGGCUGUGCGUGUUGAUUCAUCCUUCUCUGUCGGGAGAUGCUACCAUGCUGAUGGUUUUGAUUUCGGACACGCAAAAAGAACAGCUUGGUGAAUUUUCAGACGAAUUGGUUGCUUCAAUCCUAGGAGCAAAGUGGCUUCCGUUCGCGUUGUCUCGGAUCAAAAAAGACGGAAUUAAUGUUACGCCGCUGUUCCGCGCUAUCUUGGAGAAAUGUUUAAAGAAGAUUUGCCAGCAGGACGAAAAUCUAGAGGCUUGUAAGAAAUUCUGCGAGGGUUUGUUACUGGAGAUAACACUUGAUGCAAAUGAAUCGGAAUCAAUUGUGCAGUGUGUCUUGAAUUCGUACUUCCAUAAAAGUAGCGCUCCAGCAACGAAUGCAAGUUCGGACGACAAAUCCUCGGAAAUCAUCAGCUUGGAUUCGGAUGAAGAAGAUUUCGAACGCAAAGAUGAAACCGUAACCCUUUGGUAUUCGGGAUUCUUGAAGCAACUCGAAAACCAGUACCCGACAGCUUUCGAUAACGUUGUGAAACGUAUAAUGAAAGGACAAGGCAAUUUCUCUCAGAACAAAAGAAACGCUUUGAGGAAUGUUCUCGGGUUUUUAACGCAAGCUGCGUACAGUGAAGACGAUACAAGCAUCUUUGAGAAUCUGUUCCACUAUGACGCUGAUCGUAGAACGGAUGCUGUUCGAUAUUUGGUAGAUAAUUUCAAGAACAUCAGUCUCAAAGGCGAUGGCAACUGUGAAUUGCUGAAGGACAGUGUCAAAGAACGUUUGAAUGACGACAAUUGGGAGGUGGUUGCAGAAGUUAUGAAACUAGACAUUGGGGACUUGAUCACACUAAUUGGCAAAGAUGAGCUCAUCGAUAAAUUGAUCAAAAUAAGCUUAAAGUGCAUGAAAGAUUUGGAGAGAUGGGAAGCGGUCACAUUGAAGGUAAUCGAUGUCCUAACCGACAAAAGGCUUUACCAAGGUACAAAUCUUAAUAAGAUCAUAAUUGCGUUGUACCCAUUCCUAUUCCCUCCGGGGGACGAUGAUCUGGGUGCAAAAAUUGCCCAAAAAGUUCUAUCGUCGGAGUUUUCCCGUAGACACAACAUCCUCAUGUUGUCAAUGAACAAAAUGGACAACAUAGAUUGCGAAUCAAUUUUGGAUACCCUGGAAGCGAUGCUCGGCGAAGGCCAGAAUUUCCACGCCAUUCAAGUAUGCUUCAACGUGCUGUUGGUCGCUUCGUCGCUUCCUCAAGACGCUCCAGUUGCGUUGGCCACUCGAGUGUUUGAUUUCGUGAUACGACUUUUGAGUGGUCGUUUCAAAUAUGCUCCUUCGUCCAGUUUGAGCUGUUUGAAGUACAACCGACUGCCGAUGGAUAUUCACGUGAUUGCCACUGGUUAUUUGAUCGAUCGUGUUAGAUUUGUCGAGGAAGCCCAGGACUAUACCAACCAAUCCGCAUCGUUCAGCUUGCAGUUGAAGAUUUUCGGCCUGUUGACGGCAAAGUAUUUCGGUAUGGAUGAAGAGCAUGCAGAAAUCAAGAAGGUGUUCGGCAAAGAAAUUAGCAAGUUUUUGAAGCUGUUGUACCCGCAACCGGAGCGGAGAGUAGAGUUUUUGACCAGCUUUUAUGGGGCCCACUUGGUCGAAGGCCAUGUAACCAGCAAACAGAUGGUGCAAAUCGAUUCGGAAAUGCAAGUCCAAGCUUUUAGGCUGUUGAAUGCAAUGCUGACACAAAUCGGUUUCAACUUAAAUCCGGACAUUCUAGCGAAUGUUCUGCUCGGAUUGACCUCGGAACUGUCGGUCAUACGCGAAUGUGCUCUGAGAACCUUGGAACUAAUCUCUUCCGAAAAUCGAUCCUGCCUGGAUCCACCGUACAAAUCUUUCCUGAAAAAACUACUGAAACGUCGGGAAGAGCUAUCGAUGGAUGGUGAGCAACUGUCGCUUGUGAUGUUUACGGUCUUCUCCUACGAUAAGAACAAACUCAUGGGCAACGUUCUUGCCGAUCUGGUUAACAAAAUAACCAACACUAACACGCCGGAAUAUGUGGCAGCUGGAUUGUUGGACAUCCUGAAGCUGCUGGACGAUGAGGACAUUUUCGUUCAAGUAGUCGAUCGAGGAAUUCGGAUCUUGAAACGGGUCAUGGCCGGGACCAGCGUUUCGUUCGAUAUGUUUGAGUCGAAGCUGCUGAAGUCGUUGAUAGCGAGAAUCAACCCGAAUACGACCAAGAAUUUGACGCGCGAUGACCGUUGUCGAGAGUUUGUUCAAUUUUCCCUGAAGAAUCAUCUUCCGUUGCGUUGCUUUGAACGAAAGCACGUUUCGACGUCAAUUCUGAUGAUUGAGGCCAUCACCGAGGAGCUGUUCGGGACAUUCCCCAAUGCGUAUGCUGCUGAGAUCAUUAAGUUGGUCGUGGAAGCUGCCACCUUGUCGCAAAAUUCUGAGACGAUUAGUACUGCCGGAAAACUUUUUAAGAGUUUGAAACUGGAUGUCUCGUUAGUGCUGGACAUUUUGGACCGCAUGAAGGUUCUGCAGCGCAAUCGCAAUGAGAAGAGAAAAUCCAGGAAUUCUUUGAUUCCGACCGACUCGGUGUUUGCAUCGACAGAAUGGAAGUGCGGAGUGACUUUGUUGGAGUUGCUCCAGAGCAGAAAUCAGUUGAUCAACAAAGAGCGAUUGAUUCCAAAGUUGUUCGAAGUUCUCAAGUUCUGUUUGGAUUUUGAAGAACAGUCAGGAGUGGAGUACGUCAAGCAGAUGAUUCUAUCUCUGUUGUUCAAUUGUUGUACCAGUCUGGAGGACAAUUCGGAAAAGAGUUCGAAUAUUCCGCAAACCACUUUCAAGGUGGAAUUGAUUGUCCAGUGUAUCCGAGCGACUCAAAAUCCACAAACGCAUCACCAUGCAUUGUUGCUUCUAGCUCACGUUGCUCAUUUGGUGCCGGGUCAAGUUCUGCACAACAUGAUGGAAAUUUUCACGUUUAUGGGUUCUUCCAUCGUAAGACAUGAUGACGUUUACAGCAUUCAGAUCAUUUCCAAAAUUAUAGAAACUAUAAUUCCAACUUUGGCCAUGGAGAAAAAGUCCGGAAAGAAGGAGGCAAAAGUUAUACCGAUUCUGAAAAUUUUCUCAGAUGUAAUUUUGGAUGUUCCGGAGCAUCGUAGAAUUCCACUUUACACAAAACUGAUCCAAACCUUAGGUGCUGCCGAACAUCUAUGGAUGUUCCUGGGUGUUCUGCUGGAAUCAGAUGUAAUGAAAGGUGGAAAAAAGGCGGAUGUGGAUUCUAGCAGGAAACGCCAUAAAGGGGAGUCGGAACAGUCGCCGAAUUUCAGCAAGAGGGUAGAUAUUGCAAUGAAUAUCGCCAGAGAAUUCGAACCACGUGUGGUUAUGGAAACUUGCAAUCAAUUGCUACAGUACAUUAUGGAGCUGCCGGUGCAAAUAGAAACGAAGGAAGAGCGUAUGGAGGUUGACAUAACGGAUACGAGCAUAUUUAGUAUCGAAGGGCAUACUAAUAAGCAGCUGAGGCAUUACCGUUACUCGACGAGCUUGUUUAUCACCUCCUUGGUUCGUUCGACUCAAAUCAUCAACAAGAUUGCUUUGCUAGAUGAUAGUGAAACCGACGCCAUGAGGGUCUACUACCGGGAGCUGAUCGUUAGCAGUUUGGCGUACAUAAACGUAGUGGCAAAAAUUGUGGAGAAGGCUCGCAGCGAGAACGACCAGCGCGAAUUGAACUAUUGGGAGAUUUCGCUGACCAAGUGCUACGAAAUUCUCGAGGGAAUCAUAUCCCUACUCGCUCCCGCAAUGAUGAUAACCGUGUUUGGAGGCCUGCUCAGGCAUCGUUUGCUGAUUGUUCGUAUGAGAGUGAUCGAUAUUUUCAACAAGAAGCUACAAUACGAACAGAACUACUUCGACGAAAGUCACCACCCUAAAUUGCUUGAAUUGUUAGGUCCGUUGCUGGCAUUGGUCAGAGGAAUUCUUAAAGAAGAGAAUGUAGUUGGAAGCCAUUCAGGGCGCUAUAAGAUUGCACAGGAAGCAUAUCUAUCUUUCAAGCAUCUCUCAAAGUUGCUUGCUCAAAAGCAUCCAGCCGAAUUCAAAGAGGUUCUCAACGGAUUGGUUCAAGAGCUGCACGACUACAAGAAGGAUCCCAAUUCUUCCUUGUUAGCAUCGUUAAUUUUGUGCAUUGGUGAAGUCAGUGUCAAUGUCGGUGCCCAUUCGAUCCCAUUCCUACCGAAAUACAUACCAAUGUUGACCAAAUUCGUCGCCAUCCAAGUGCAAAAGGAAGAACCAUUCGAUGUGCUAACCAGCAGUAUCGUAACAUCAAUACUGAAAAUCGUUGAUUCUCUUUCGCGCUUCCUCAGCCCUUACCUGAAAUCGAUAAUCGUUGGAAUUGCCAAACUACACGCUAAACUCGGCGAUAGCUCAGAUCCUCGCUUGACAAAUAUCUCCACUCGUUUGUCUCAGACGUGGGAAAAACUUGCAGCCCAAGUGCCUUUACGUUUGCUCAUUCCUGCCAUCGAAGAUAGUUACUCGGUUGUUGUCAAGGAAGGAUCACUGGAUGCAAUUGGCCCUCUCAUGAAGCUUCUAUCCAACUCAUUCAACAAUAUUCAAACCAGCGAAUUCAACACCCUCCAGUCGGAACUGUCCGACUUCUUCCUGUCGGCGCUUCAAUUCCGCUGUGACAACUCAUCAAGCGCAAAAUUCCUUCCACAAUCGGUUGACAUAGCUGAAGAACAUGUCAUCAAAGCAUUUGUCGUAUUGAUCCUGAAACUCUCGGAAAGCACCUUCCGCCCAUUGUACUACAAAGUGUUCGAAUGGGCUAAUCGUGACACUUCGACUAACGAUCGCGCCAUUACAUUCUUCAACCUGUCCAGUCACGUGGCUGAGGCUCUCAAACAUCUCUUCGUACUUUUCGCCAGUGAGCUCAUCACAAAUGCUGCUAAACUUCUCGAUGCCACCAACGCCGCCAAAACUACCGACGAAGAAGAUCUGUUCUUCCCGAUACCUAGCAAGAACGUUACCCUCAUUCGGUACAUUCUGCGAACCCUGCUGAGCAUUCUCGUGCACGACAACCAGAACUUUAUCAAUUCAGUUCGUUUUGACACGAUGCUGCAACCGAUCUCUGAUCAGCUGGAGAACACCCUAAUAUUCGAAGACAACGAAAUUCGCGGCUUGGUUGUAAAUUGUCUGGCACAGAUGGCAGUCGCCGUUGCGGACGACACUUUAUGGAGACAGCUCAACCACCAAGUCCUGCUGAAAACUCGCAACAAUGACCCGGAAAUAAGAUUAUUUGCCCUGGAAGCGUGCACCGAGUUGGCCCGCAAGAUUGGCGAAAACUUCGCACCGCUUUUGCCGGAAACCAUACCGUUCCUGGCCGAACUACUCGAGGAUGAAAAUCAGGCCGUAGAGAAAGCAGUUCAGAAAACGGUUCGUGAGGUGGAGAAAGUGACCGGUGAACCGCUGCACAAGUAUUUGUAAGCAGUAGGCGAACUACGAUUGACAGUUCGGAAAAGUUUAUGAUUUCUAGUGAGAUCAAAAAUAAAAGCUAAUGUAAUGUGUUUAAAAA
Molecule: messenger RNA, 6492 nt
Organism: Aedes aegypti (yellow fever mosquito)
Lineage: Eukaryota; Metazoa; Arthropoda; Insecta; Diptera; Culicidae
Product: HEAT repeat-containing protein 1 homolog
Exons: 5
Coding region: 132-6404 (2090 amino acids)
Biological process (GO): positive regulation of transcription by RNA polymerase I; maturation of SSU-rRNA from tricistronic rRNA transcript (SSU-rRNA, 5.8S rRNA, LSU-rRNA)
Cellular component (GO): 90S preribosome; t-UTP complex; small-subunit processome
Molecular function (GO): snoRNA binding
Source: RefSeq, a predicted model, not a curated record